UGGUCCUUAUUUCGCUGUGGGGUCAAAGUUUAAGGUUUCUGUAGCAAAGGUUACAGCGUGAGCUGAAGAGCCGGCUUUGGUGGGGCGGUGAGGUGAGGAAAAAACAGUAAAAGGUAAAAAAAAAAACAAACAAAAAAAAAACAAACAAUCGAAGAGAAGUGCAGGAGGGCUGAGUCGAAGCUGCUCCAGAGAAGAGCCUGGAGAGGGGAUCUGCAGCCAUGUCGUACUGCCGACAGGAAGGAAAGGAUAAGAUUAUAUUUGUGACCAAAGAGGAUCAUGAAACCCCUAGCAGUGCAGAGCUGAUUGCUGAUGACCCAAAUGACCCUUAUGAAGAUCAUGGAUUAAUUCUCCCAAAUGGAGAUAUCAACUGGAACUGUCCGUGUCUGGGCGGCAUGGCUAGCGGGCCAUGUGGAGAGCAGUUCAAGUCGGCAUUCUCCUGUUUCCACUACAGUAAGGAAGAAGUGAAAGGAUCAGACUGUAUUGAGGAGUUCAGAACCAUGCAGGAAUGCAUGCAGAGGUUCCCUGAGCUAUAUCCUCAGGAGGAAGAUGAAGAUCCUCAGAGCAAAGAUGCUGUUACACCAUCGAGUGAUACCCUUCCCACAGAUCAGCAAACUGCUGCCAGUUAAUGAUUGAAUCUACUUGCCUUCAGUGCCCACUUACUGCAGAGAUUUGGAAAGACUUUGGAGAAAUCUUUCAGUCCUGACCUUUCUAUAAACUCUGAUUGGGAUACAUUCCUAGAUAAUUUUAAGCUUUGGUAAUGUGAGGGGUUUAGGGAUGGAUAGGGGGUUGAAGCUCCUGAGUCAUAUGAUGCCACUGUUUGCUUUAUCCCAUUCUAGGCAUUAAAAUUGUGGUCUGUCCUGCUAUGAAGCAGAAGCAAUUUAUCAGCCUCCCAGACCCUUGUGGCCAUAUCCUACCUCUAGCCACAGAUUUUUGUCAGUAUCCUUUCGGCAACUUUAUAAUAUCCAUGUUACGCUUCAGAAGAUUUAUCUCACUCAUUGUUACAUAAAGAGCAGGUCUUAUGUUAAAAUUCUCAUUUCACUCUCUCACCGAGGCUUUCAGUGAGUAACUUUUAAUCUCACAGCCAUUUUAUAUUUAUUUUUACAGUUGUACAUUUCAAGAAAAUUUCCAUAAGUUGUUAGUUUUGGAUGUUUUAGCAAAAAGGUUUUACCCAUUUUGUCAGAUCUGUGUAAAACUGAAAAAUGAAAUGUAACCAGUCUGAUCAUUUUUCCAAUAUAAAGAAAUCAAGCUUCAUACUUUAAUAAAGAAGAAAGGUUCAGAGUUGAGAGGUCCCAGUUGUUGCUGCACUUGAAUUACUUCAGCACUGUCAAUCUAAAUGUCUACUUAUCUUUUUCAGGUGUGCUGCUUGAUGGGUCUCUAAGGAGAACAAUCCGGUUGAGAGUCUGGUUUGGGUUUUGCUGUUUAAUUUUACUGUUAUGGUUUUUACUUUUUGAUUUUCUUUGUCAGCUGAUCAUGUAUUUUUUUUUUUGGUGUUAUUCCAUUGAGGACAUGAAGUGGAAGCCAUUCUCUUGUUCUUCAUUUUUAGUGUUCCUGUAGAUCCUUGCUGGCCGGCAUCUUGAUAUUUGUUUCAGGCUUCAUGGAUGUUAUUAACACUAUCGGUAGUCAAGACACUGAUCGCUUGUUUGUGUGGACGGCCCUUUAUUUACCUUAGAUUUUAUUGUUACUCUGUUUGAAUCUUUGUUUUAAAUUGCUUUCACCUUUGUUACCAUUUACUGUAGAUCUGGGAUUAAUUGUAAGCUCUGCUAACCACAAACAGGGCUUUAUCACAUGUAAAGAAGUAAGCAAUUUUGUAUGUGCUUAUAUUUUUAAGGUUUUGGUUGGGGAAUUGCUGCAAUGGGAAUAUUGUUGACCAGCAAAUGAGAAAAUCUUAUAGCAAUCAAAUGAAAACACAAAAUCCUUGACAAAUUUAUCAGUUUGUGUUUUUCUUUGCCUUAUUUACAGUACCUUAAGG
Molecule: messenger RNA, 1969 nt
Organism: Polypterus senegalus (gray bichir)
Lineage: Eukaryota; Metazoa; Chordata; Cladistia; Polypteriformes; Polypteridae
Product: mitochondrial intermembrane space import and assembly protein 40-like
Exons: 3
Coding region: 219-626 (135 amino acids)
Biological process (GO): protein import into mitochondrial intermembrane space
Cellular component (GO): mitochondrial intermembrane space
Molecular function (GO): protein-disulfide reductase activity
Source: RefSeq, a predicted model, not a curated record